Salvelinus namaycush (lake trout) is the source of this 2245-nucleotide messenger RNA. Its product is annotated as organic solute transporter subunit alpha. NCBI's taxonomy places the organism in Eukaryota, Metazoa, Chordata, Actinopteri, Salmoniformes, Salmonidae. Gene Ontology annotation, molecular function: transporter activity. The transcript has 6 exons. Gene Ontology annotation, biological process: transport. The record is from RefSeq and is a predicted model, not a curated record. The coding region runs from base 774 to 1991 and encodes 405 amino acids.
CGGUUCAGAGACAACACAAGUUGACACAUUCCAGAGUGGACUUGGCUCCCCAUCUGUCGGCUUACCUGUGUUUAGUCAAUCAUUAAUCACUGCUAUCAGGAAACCAUCGUUCAGACGACAAGACGCCAUCUCAACACGGAACUGACAAGACACUCGCCAAGUGUCCGUCCUCUGAGAAUAGAAAAACAAAGUCUUGUCCUUUAUUACAUCAGUCUUUCUAUACGAGGUCAGUUAGUUCAAAAGUAAUUGUCCCUCCCUAAAUUUGAGACCUACUCUAAAUUCUGUCCUAUUCAUAAUAUGUUUAGGGUUUGUGGUGUUUGUUAGUGGGAACUGUGCUCUCUGAGAGGAUGAGGAGAGGAGUUAACUGCAGCUGGUUAGGAGCAGAGAUCCCGCUGUCCUGGGAGUUCUUCAGUGGUAAGACCAGCAUUUAUGCAUUCACAUGAACUGUAUGGGCUAUGUUUUUGAGUGGCCAGAGAAUUUGCAGUCAUUGGAUCUGAUACAUAUCAAGUUCUGUGUGAUAAACGUCCGUGCUUGAAGACACCAACAUUUUCUUUCUAUGCCAAAAACGGCACAAUGCUUUUUCAAUGCUUUGUCUAUGUGCAAUAUUGGUGUUUGCCGUCUUAGAUUCUGAGUGAUGAGCCAUUCUCUGCUACACCAACCCUGCUAAUGUGUUGGGGCAUUUCCGCCUGAGACUUACCUCACACCAGUGUGUCACCAGUGUUUAUGAUAAUGUUAGCUCUAUUGUUGUUUUCUGGGAACUGUAUGUGUUGUAUAUGAUUUGUCCCACCACAAGUCCUUGUGUUGUGCGUUUGUACCCAGUGAUCAAGGAUGAGCUAUGGCUGUUUCUCAUUCCUGCUGGGUUCGCUGUGAUCAUGCUGGCCCUGUUCCUAGAAGAGGUGGGCUUCUUCCUGCGUCACGUCCCCUACUCCAGACGCCGGCGCCUCUACCUGUGGAUACUGGGCAUGUACCCGGUCUUUGGCUUAACCUCAAUCAUUGCGCUGUACGUUCCUCGCUCCUCCUCACUAUGUAGCUUCAUAGCUUCUCUGUACCACUCCAUUACUUUGCUAAAGUUUAUGGGGCUCAUCACAGACUUCUUUGGGGGUAAGGCCCGCAUGCUGGAGAUCUUAGCUGGAGAGCAGGUGUCUCCGGAUCCGUUCCCAUGUUGCUGCUGCUGCUGCCUCCCUAUGAUAGCCAUCAACAGGACCAGCCUGGGAUGGAUGAUGGCUGCUGUGCUGCAACUGUCUGUGGUCAGAACCAUCCUGUUCUUUGUCACUCUGGUCCUCUGGACAGAUGAGCAGUAUGACUAUGGAGAUGUGGAUUAUGCCAAUCCCAAUAUGUACACGAAUGUCAUCAUAGGCGUGUCUACCUUCUUGUCCUUCUAUGGCCACCUGCUGUUUUACAAGGCCACCAAAAAGGCCUUGCCUGGCUAUGGGCUGAGGGCCAAAUUUGUCUGUAUCAUUGUAGUGUUGGUGCUGUGUGGCCUUCAGAGUGGAAUCCUGGAGACCAUGGGGGCCCUGGAGGUGGUGCCCUGCACCGCUCCCUUCUCUGUCCUCAUGCGUUCCCAGCUAAUUUACCACUACUCUGUGAUUGUGGAGAUGUUCUGCAUAUGCCUCUUUGCCCGCCACACUUUCCGUAAAGUGGAGCCUAGUCUAGAGGAGGACUUUGGGCUGGAGGAGAGGCCCCCCAGAGGCAUAUUGAUGGAGAAGGCGGUUCAGACUGAAGACGUGGUGCCACUCAGGGAGAACCCCUGGCCUUGCUGGGGCGGCGCCGGAGUCUCCAAUCCCGACUGUAGUAGUGACAGCAGUGAGGACAGCCUCUGUAAAGUCGAACACGCCCCUUUGGAUUGCUUCCCUUUCCCAUUUCAACCGAGACGUCAAAAGACAGUGAGGCCAGAAAACGUAACUGAUGAAAGUGGCACUUUGGAGUUGCCCAAACUGACUGUCACUGCUGACAUCAAUGUUGUAGAGUCUAGAAAUGUUACUGUUGUAUGACAAUAUGGAAUGUACUGUCCUGGAAUCUCCUGGUGGGAAGACAACAUAGGGGUCACCUCCAGAAAAUGGAAGAAACACACCUCACCGCUUGAGGUACUACCUUAACCAGUUUGUUCCUUUUUGCGUAUAUUGACUGAGACUCUGGCUCUAUCUAUUCCUUAGCUGAAUGAAGAUGGUAGCUACUGGUGUGAUAGGCUGUCAUUUUUUCCUACCCAGAUUUUUUCCCUACUUUUUAUACUCUACAUUUUGUUUUG